GAGCCUUCAAGCGAAGUCCAUCAAAAUGAGCACAGCCUCCUCCCAAAAAGUUGUCCUGAAAAGUACCACCAAAGUGUCCCUAAAUGAGCGGUGAGGCGCCACGCACCCUGUCAGCAGUUAAGACACCCGAUGCAAGGGCCAGCCUUGGCUUGUGAAGGUUCUAGUGGUCCCUACGGAAGGCUACAGUUUGGGACUGGACCCGACAUGGAGGCUAUUCUGACUGUCCCCAGUGUGUGCACUGCUCACUCAACUUUGUUGGUCUUGUCAACAUUUCUUGAUGCACUUGAAGAGAUAAAUGUGAUUGUAACAUGGUGCAGAAGGGGCUGGCCCGGGCCACAUAUCUUGUGUGAGCAGUGCAAACAUAUAGACAAGGGGAGAGGGUAGUGGUCAUACUGGGUAAGCCUUGGUAAGCCUAUGCUGGACCAGACCACUGUCCUACAAAUGCCCUGGCACUCAUGCUCUCUGUUACUUAAACAGCACAGGAUACAUCAAGUGUACGCCUAUAAAGGGGAGAGUAAGGCUUAAGCUAAACCAGGACGAUGGGGCAAACCAGUGGAAGCGAAGCACCUCCUCUAUCUUCUUGUUCUGUCAUUGUUUCUCCUCAGUGCUCCAAUUCUAUAAAAGACCAGGUACUCAGUCCUAGCUUGGACGUGACAAAGAGCUCCCCUUCCCUCUCCCAUCUUUCCUUCCCUUCUCUCAGUGGUUUACCCACAAGUCACGGUCCAUGCUGUAAGUGGCUGGGUGACCUGGCAGUCCUCACGUCCAGGGCCUCUGCUGCUGCAGCAUGAUGACACCCCAGCCAGUCAGCUGGAGGCCUGUAAGUGGCAAAUUGCGCUCUUCUUCUGGCACCUUUUUUCUCUGCUUCUGUCCUUCGGUCUGUCUUUGCACUCUUCACUAACAUGCUGAAGAACAAGCAGCCCACUGCGGUAAGCAUUCGAGCCACCAUGCAACAGCAGCAUUUGGCCAGUGCCCGCAAUCGCCGGCUGGCCCAGCAGAUGGAAAACCGGCCCUCAGUGCAAGCUGCACUAAGUCACAAGCAGAGCCUGAAGCAGCGCCUGGGGAAGAGCAACAUCCAGGCCAGGCUGGGCCGGCCUGUCGGGACUCUGAUGCGUGGAGUAGCUGGAGGCAGAGGAGGAAUGCGAGGGAUGACCAGGGGUGGCCUUCGAGGUCGAGCCAGAGGAGGAGUAAUGAGGGGAGCUCUGUCCCUGAGAGGGAAGCGAGUGUCUUCUACAGGUGGUCCCAUGCGAGGUCGUGGCUCUGCUGGCCGUCUGGCAAUGCGUAGAGGAGGCCGCCAUCGUGGAGGAGCUCCUGGCAGAGGAGGAGCUCUGUCCCGAGGAGCAGCACGAGGAGGAGUAGCCAGAGGCCGUGGUGGACUGCGUGGCCGUGGUGGUUUUGCUGGUAGAGGUGGUCGUGGCCGCGGGCGGGGCCGAGGUGUUGGCCGACAAGCUGUGACCCGUGAACAACUGGACAACCAGCUGGACGCCUACAUGUCAAAGACCAAAGGUCACCUGGAUGCUGAGCUGGAUGCCUACAUGGCCCAGGCAGACCCAGACAAUAUGGAGUGAAACUGGAGGACUCUGAAGCAGACACAUGUAGAGUCACUGCAGAACUGUACAGCUGAACUCACACAGUGUAGUUUUCCACCAGAUUGACGGGCUGAGAAAUUGAGUUUGUAAUUUAGAUGAGCGUGGAGACAGUCCAGGACUCUUAGCUUUGGAACAGCGAGACCUCGAGGUUUCACUUGAAUGUGCUUCGGCCACUACUCAUUCUGCGUCAACCUGCUCCUGCAAACCCUUUUAAAUCUGGAAGAACUGUGUGAAGGGACCUUUUAGACAUUAACAAACCCUGCUGUCUAUAGAUGUCUGCUUUUUUUUAAAUUUUAUUUUAAAUGACCUUGUUAUUUUUAAAUAUCCCCUGUUUGUAAUGGUCAAUGAUCCAGAUGAUGUUUAAUCUUUUGUUGAAAACAAUUUAAAAUAACCUGUUUUCUUUUUUUACUUUUAUUUUAAAUGUGAUUAACCUUGGGGUGCUCAGACCUUUGGCGAUUAAUUCAUUGGCUUAUCUUGGAAACGUUAGCAAUGCAAACCUUUUCUAAAUUAUUUGUUAAAAGAAUGUAAGCAGAUCUUUUAAGCCAAGUAUCCAUUUGUCAUUGUUUUGUAUUUAAAAUAUGUAGUACUUUUGAGUAUUUAGUUCCUCUGUAUCUUCCACCUGUCAGAACUCUUCAGUUGACUGCUGACAUCGUUAACUUCCAUUUGAGAGCAUUUGUAUGACAUAAUCCAAAGCAAGUUAAAAUAGGUUUUAAUUAAAAUGGAAAUGAUUUCCCAAAA
Molecule: messenger RNA, 2324 nt
Organism: Perca flavescens (yellow perch)
Lineage: Eukaryota; Metazoa; Chordata; Actinopteri; Perciformes; Percidae
Gene: chtopa
Product: chromatin target of PRMT1a
Exons: 5
Coding region: 900-1565 (221 amino acids)
Source: RefSeq, a predicted model, not a curated record